ACGAACUUCAGACAUGGAAACAUUAACCACUCUCCUGUGAGGACAUCAUACUUUCCAUCCUGUAUUUCAUCCUGAAGCAAUCCUCUAAAAAAGGACCUGCAACAAUGUCAGAGAGGAAGCCCAAAAACUCAGACACACGUCCCAAGAAUCUUCGGAGCUGGAGUGCUGAUAGUUACAUCCGCAGUAUUAAAAAGCGUUCACGUGCGUCUUGCCAUGAGCCAGCGCCCAGAGGGAAAGAAGGGGAAGCAAUGGAUGACCAGAGCGUGCGUUCUUCCUCCUGUCCCAGGAGACGACGAGAGAGAAAAUGCAGUUGCACGAUCCCAGGAGAAAUGGAUUCAGACUCUCCAUGUAGAAAAGGCCUUUCACGCCGAUCUCUGAGACAGAAGUUUCAGGACGCUGUCGGCCAGUGUCUCCCUCUUCGCAAUCAUCACCACCAAUCUGGUUCCUCAUGUCCAUUCUCCGUCCUACUUUGGUCCAAACGAAAGAUUCAUGUUUCUGAAUUAAUGGAGGAUAAGUGUCCCUUCUCACCUAAAUCUGAACUAGCUCAGUGUUGGCAUUUGAUCAAGAAACACGGCACUCACACUAAACCCUCUUUAAGCAUCGAAGCAGAACCCAAAAGGCCUUUAUUAUCUUCCUCUCCUCCAGCACUCAUUUCCUGGGAGGAGAUCAGUUCUGCUGGGGCUUCUAGUCUGGAUGACUGGGAUCCGUCUUUUCCACAUGGGGAUGCCCAGUGCUGUGCUCACACUGACUAUAUCUUGGUGCCUGACCUUCUUCAGAUCAACAACAGCCCUUGUUAUUGGGGUGUUCUGGAUCGCUUCGAAGCUGAGCAGCUUUUGGAAGGGCAACCUGAAGGGACCUUUCUGCUCCGAGACUCUGCCCAGGAUGAAUACCUCUUCUCGGUUAGCUUCAGACGUUAUAGUCGCUCCCUCCACGCUCGGAUAGAACAAAAUGGGAAACGCUUUAGCUUUGAUGGCCGUGAUCCUUGUAUGUACAGAGAUCCCAGUGUGACCGGCUUGCUGAAGCAUUAUAGUGAUCCUGCCGCAUGCCUAUUUUUUGAGCCUCUUCUCUCUCGCCCUCUACCAAGAAACUUUCCUUUUUCUCUGCAGCAUAUGUGCAGGGCGGUCAUCUGUAGCUGUACAACUUAUCAGGGUAUUGACGCCUUGCCUUUACCUUACACUUUGAGGCACUACCUAAGGCAGUAUCACUAUAGAUGUAAUGGGGCUUGUGCUAUUUGAAAACUGAGACAAAAGAUGGGACAAAAUGGCAUGCUGCUUAAU
Messenger RNA from Myxocyprinus asiaticus (Chinese sucker), 1277 nucleotides. Its product is annotated as suppressor of cytokine signaling 4-like. The record is from RefSeq and is a predicted model, not a curated record. Gene Ontology annotation, cellular component: phosphatidylinositol 3-kinase complex. Gene Ontology annotation, biological process: phosphatidylinositol phosphate biosynthetic process; intracellular signal transduction. Lineage: Eukaryota; Metazoa; Chordata; Actinopteri; Cypriniformes; Catostomidae. Gene Ontology annotation, molecular function: 1-phosphatidylinositol-3-kinase regulator activity. The coding region runs from base 105 to 1235 and encodes 376 amino acids. The transcript has 2 exons.